AUGAUAUACAUUGGAUUCGCGUUUCUAGGAGGAACCAUGUUUGGGGACUAUACACUUCCGCAAGUAUCUCUAAAUAUUCCCACACACUUGGUUGCUGCCAAGCUUGUGCUAUGGCUGGUUGUUCUCCUUCCAUUCAGCAAGUAUUCGCUAUGCCUUGCUCCCAUAGCUCUCGAUAUUGAGAGCAAAUUCCCGUGGCCCAAUACUUCGAGAUGUUUUGUGGCAUCCAGCCUGCUUCUCAGGACCGGUCUCAUGAUCUUCGUUUUUUUGUUGGCUAUGGUUUUUCCAUAUUUCGAAACCGUGGUGGCAUUUAUAGGCUCUGCCUCAGGCAUGCUCGUAGCGGUGAUCCUUCCUUCGUUAUUUUAUUUGAAAAUAUACAGAAACGUGAUGCCAAAGUGGGAGGCCCGAGUCAACUAUGCCAUCUUGGCUGUGGGAACUGCGGUGGGCGUGGCUGGAACCAUCGCGUCCAUCAUCAAUUUUGUGCACCGCAUAAGAUCAUGA
Molecule: messenger RNA, 498 nt
Organism: Selaginella moellendorffii
Lineage: Eukaryota; Viridiplantae; Streptophyta; Lycopodiopsida; Selaginellales; Selaginellaceae
Product: amino acid transporter AVT1H
Exons: 1
Coding region: 1-498 (165 amino acids)
Cellular component (GO): plasma membrane
Source: RefSeq, a predicted model, not a curated record